AUGCGGCAAUCAAAAAACAUCCCCGGACUUCAAGAAGGGCACAGGAAAAAUUUUCAUCAAGUCAACAAAACUUCAUUUCUAACAGCGCUCUCUGCUAUCGUACUCCUAUUAGUCCCCGAGUGCAUGAUAAAAUUCGGGCAGUUGACCGUGCACGUCAGGAGUUUCUGGUACUGCGUGAUGUUGUCAAAAAGCCCAGUGAAUUUCGCCAUAUUCCUUUGGCGCCAUCGAGAAUUUCGGGAUAUGGUGCUUUCAAUUUUCCGGCCGAAUCGAGUUCGAUGCGAGAUGGAAACCACAAAUCUCUCGGCAAUGAUGAGGGCAAACGGAAGCAAUCGACCCGCUUGCUUGGGU
Molecule: messenger RNA, 348 nt
Organism: Mesorhabditis spiculigera
Lineage: Eukaryota; Metazoa; Nematoda; Chromadorea; Rhabditida; Rhabditidae
Source: the annotation of a GenBank genome assembly